Trichosporon asahii var. asahii CBS 2479 is the source of this 501-nucleotide messenger RNA. RefSeq lists its product as uncharacterized. Bases 1 to 501 code for a protein of 166 amino acids. The transcript is spliced from 2 exons. Lineage: Eukaryota; Fungi; Basidiomycota; Tremellomycetes; Trichosporonales; Trichosporonaceae. The record is from RefSeq and is a predicted model, not a curated record.
AUGCCGCCCCGCUUCGCGCGCAGGACGUCGCGCGACUCGGCCCGUUCAGCCCUGUCGACAGCAUCACAGGAGACGUUCGCGACGGCACUUGCCUCGCCGCCGACGUCUACUCCCUUCGUGUCUCCCGCGCUCUCGACUCCGUUCGCGACGCCGUUCACGCCCUCCCUCUCGCCUCUCCCGACGGCCGGGUACUUCGACCCCGAUCCCCAGCCCCAGCCCCAGUCCCAGUCGGAAUGGGUCGAGUUUAAUCCAGAGGACCUUAAAGUUGGUAGCCCAGCUGGGUUCGAGUACACCUGGCUCCUCCACUCUGAGACAAGCUCUGCUUACGAUACCGAGGACGAGCGGGGUGAAGUGCGACGGGGCCGAGUGUCCGAGCUGUCGGUCUUCUCUGUAGCCCAAUCCUCCAUUCUGUACGAACUCGAGCCCAUCAGACAGAUGAGAUCUUUAAGUAGAGGGAAAGAAGUGUACAUGCAAAUCAGCUACCUACUGCCUCCUGCCUAA